AUGGUUUCAAACAAUGCUGUUCCGAUGAAGUUAGAAAGUUCUGACAGAAGAUAUGUAGUUGUCAGAACGUCAGAAGCUCAUAUGCAAGAUACAGAAUAUUUUGACGACUUAGCAGAAACUUUGACAUCUGACUUUUACAACCACUUGUUCUCAUAUUUCAUGACAUUAGAUAUUUCAAAGUUCAAUCCAAGACAAAUUCCACAUACCGAAGAGAGACAAACAUUGUUAGAAGCAAACAAGAGUGUAUAUGAACUGUUCAUAGAAGAAAGCGACUUUGAGUGUUUAGAUGAAAGGUCAUUGUACGAUUCGUAUAAACAAUAUUGUCAAGAGUAUGGUUAUAUGCCAGCGUCUAAACGAACAUUCUUGGCAAAUGUCAAAAGUCUUUUAGAUGUUCAGAAUGGUGUAUAUACAAAGAAAAAUUUUUCUGAGUAA
Trichomonas vaginalis G3 is the source of this 432-nucleotide messenger RNA. Its product is annotated as Poxvirus D5 protein-like family. NCBI's taxonomy places the organism in Eukaryota, Parabasalia, Trichomonadida, Trichomonadidae. The record is from RefSeq and is a predicted model, not a curated record. Bases 1 to 432 code for a protein of 143 amino acids. The transcript has a single exon.